UUUGUUUUUCUGCUUCUCAUUCCUGACAGCUUGUUUGCAACCCGGGACUGCCGAUCAAAGUCAAUGUUGCAAAUUAGGUAUAGCACCUGACGUUUCAGCGGUACACCAAUCUGACUGGGAUGGUAUCAUGGAGAGAGACAAUCAUCAAGAAGGCGAGGCACAGGGAGUGAAGAUUUGUGACCCACCCUCUGAGAAUAAUCCACCUGCACACACCUUGGCGACUUCUCUCUCCCUCUUGGGGAAUCACAUGUUUCCUGAUCAGGUGGAGAGAAACGACAGUGGCACUGCAAACAAAGAGGAGACUGUAGAUUCAUUCAUCUCAGACAUCACAGCAGAGGAGCCCAGUCUGGAUGCAGAGUCCCAUUCUAACCAGGUAACAAAGCUAGACACUGAGGAGACUCAAAACCCUGAGUGUCAGAACAUCGCAUCCACCCAGCCAACUGACGGAGGAACCGAGAAUGCUGCGGACAAUGACCAGAGCGACUCUGGGGAGUUUGUUGUUACAAUGCUGGCCAAGGCCAAGCUCGAGGAGCAGGGUUUGGGGGUAAAGGGGAGGUCAUCUCCUCUGUUAGAGGCAGGCACCCAGGAAUGUCCUGCAUUUAUAACUCACCGUGAAGAGGAUGUGACAGCUGACAGCUGGCGGCAGCACAGGAAGCAUGUUUUUGUGCUAAGUGAAGCGGGCAAGCCCAUCUAUUCUCGGUACGGCAGUGAAGAGGCUCUUUCAUCUACAAUGGGAGUGAUGAUGGCGCUGGUGUCUUUUGUUCAAAGUGGAGAUAAUAUCAUCCGCUCAGUCUAUUCAGAGGAGCACACGGUGGUGUUCUUACAGAAAGGGCCUCUUGUACUGGUGUGUGUCUCUAGCAGUCGUCAGUCUGAGCAGCAGCUGCGUGGAGAGCUCCUCUAUGUGUACUAUCAGAUCAUCAGUAUGCUCACCCAGGCCAGCAUAUCUCGCAUCUUUGAACACAAGAAAAACUACGACCUGAGAAGACUGCUAGCUGGCUCGGAGAAGAUUCUGGAUGGCCUUCUAAACCUGGUGGAUUCGGACCCCAGCUUCCUGCUAGCUGCAGUGCACUGCCUGCCCCUAGCUUCUUCUCUCAGGGACUCUCUCAGCCAGAUCCUACAGAAAGCGAUCACGCCCAACCUGGUUUUCUCCAUCCUCAUUGCCAAGAACCAGCUACUCACCAUUGUCCAAGAAAAAAACGUCAUCGAGGACAGUAGACUGGAGCCCGCUGACGUCCACCUCCUGCUCAACCUCAUCGGAGCCUCCUCUGCCUUUCAAGCCGGGGAGAUCUGGACUCCCAUCUGCCUCCCCCUCUUUAAUCCUGACUGUUACUUUUAUGCAUACAUCUCCUACCUGGACCCUCCAGAAUGCACCGUUUGUUUGCUGCUGCUCUCAACAGACAAGGAAGCUUUCUACGCCGUGGCCGAGUGCAAGAGGAAGAUAGAGGAGGCCAUGGUGGCUCAAAACUCCCUAAGCCUCAUUGCUAAAGCCCACUCAUACAGCGUGAGCCAGGUGGGCGUCUCAGACCUCAGACACUUCAUGUACAAGCCCUUUGAUGUGCCAGACAACUACCGCCAGCUAACUCAAUUUACCAGCCCAGAGAUGGAGGCACCAUACAGCAGUGAAGAAGAGAAAAUGAGACUGCUGGAUCUUUAUCGUUAUAUGCACAGCCGCAUCCACAGCACCUCACGACCCCUCAAGCUCAUCUACCACGUCGCUGAGAGGGAAACUCUGCUAGCUUGGGUCACAAGUAAAUUUGAGCUAUACACCUGCUUCAGUCCUCUGGUGACAAAGGCCUGUGCCAUCACUGCUAUCACGAAGCUUCUGAGAUGGAUCAAAAAGGAGGAGGACCGUCUCUUCAUCAGAUACCCCCCGAAGUAUUCAACCACCCCAAACCCCAGCAAGAGCUCUCGAAGUGGGAAAUCUGACCAGCAAGACUCCACAGAUAACGGCUUCUUAUCUCUUCUAUAAGACUCUCUUAUGCUACUCUAGUGGCUCUGCCUCAUUCAACAAUAGUUUGUACACUGGUUCCAAGAUAUUUUUGAAUCCUCUUUUGACACUUUGUUGGACUUGACAGACAUUGACUACUGGAAUCAAACACUACAUUUUACACUAUUUAAGAGAUCUCUUUGAAACUAGUAUUAUUUCUUUACCUUUAAGAAAGCAUGUCAUUGCAUCACUGCUUUCGAUGAGAAACAGUCAGGGCAAAAAACAGCGUUACGAAAUAGUACGUUUUAAAUUGAACUGUGGUAGAAUAUAAUUGCAAUGAUAUUUAAAUGUUUUUAUAUUGUUUUAUUACUGCAACAAGACAGAAAUUUUCCUCACGGACAGUGAAUGUAUCACAACACAGACAGUUCAUUCGCAUAUGCUAUAACUAUACAUGGUAUCUUUGUUGUGUGAGUUAGAGAAGAGUAGAAAUAUGAACUUAAACUACCUUGCUCCGACUAGUUCUCAAAUGUCGAUUUUUUUUUUCUCCAUCACACAAAAAACAUCCCAAAUGUUACGAAACAGGAUAUGCAAGAAAUGAGCAUGUGUUGUCGUUUUGUGUGCAACAUAAACUGGAUAAACAACAAUUGGAACUGACAAGGAUGGGGUAUUGUGUCGCAGAGAGCUAAAGAACAGACAGAUUUUCAUUUUAACUUGAGACAUUAUUUCAUUCUGCUGUUGGGUGAUGAUCUUUAAAAUGGAAAUUCUCAGCCCCCCUCAUGAAGUUGGUUGCACCUCCUUGUGACAGAACUUGAGCACUUAAUUUUUUUUCAUGUGUUUCAACUCAAAUUAAAAUGGUCAGGUUUCAUUUUUCUUACAUUUUAUGCAGAUAACAAAUAGGAAACCCCAGCCUGUUACACCUGGUCAUGUUACCAUUGUCACUGUUAGUGUUUCAUUGAUAGGAGUCGAACCUUAUGAGUCUCACUGUGUUUUCCUGCAGACACUUCUAGUACAGUUGUCACUUGACUUCUGAUGAGUUCAGGCGACUUAUCUUUUUUGGAUAAUAGUUUUGUAAAGAUGCUCUAUAAACAGUAGCCUCAUCCUUGUGUUCUCUGAGGAAUUUCCUGUCGAUUUAAGUCUUAAGAGUAUGUCUAUGUAUUAUGAAAUAAAUCCCAGGU
Scomber japonicus (chub mackerel) is the source of this 3102-nucleotide messenger RNA. It is a transcript of the gene mon1bb, whose product is annotated as MON1 secretory trafficking family member Bb. Gene Ontology annotation, biological process: vesicle-mediated transport; protein targeting to vacuole. Bases 128 to 1969 code for a protein of 613 amino acids. NCBI's taxonomy places the organism in Eukaryota, Metazoa, Chordata, Actinopteri, Scombriformes, Scombridae. The record is from RefSeq and is a predicted model, not a curated record. The transcript has 6 exons.